This is a messenger RNA of Recurvomyces mirabilis, 1077 nucleotides long. RefSeq lists its product as uncharacterized. The transcript has 3 exons. Lineage: Eukaryota; Fungi; Ascomycota; Dothideomycetes; Mycosphaerellales; Teratosphaeriaceae. The record is from RefSeq and is a predicted model, not a curated record. Gene Ontology annotation, cellular component: plasma membrane. Bases 1 to 1077 code for a protein of 358 amino acids. Gene Ontology annotation, biological process: intracellular iron ion homeostasis; copper ion import; iron ion transport. Gene Ontology annotation, molecular function: ferric-chelate reductase activity.
AUGGCACUGCUCACAAGCGGUCCUCUUGGGAGGCAUGUAGCCUACGAGGUCUUUCUUAGUAGCCAUUUGGCCUUCGCAGUCAUCCUGGUAACAACACUAUGGACACACGUCUACGCAAUCGAGACAUUAGCCGGCGUGCUUCUCAUCACUUCGACCAGUACGUUCCUUCUAUGCCUACUCUACCAGAUGGUUUGCCAGUGCUAUCGCAACAUUGGCAUGAGUCCUCUGGACAUCACGUACAUUGCACAAGCCGAACAGACUAUGCAAGAGGCACAGAAUACUCCAGUCGAUCCUGGUACACCCGUGGCGCGCACCAAAGGAUGUCUUAUGCUUAAGCUACGCCUGCCACGGCCACUGCUGGUUCACCCAGGUCAGUACGUCUAUCUUACGGUGCUUUCUGGAAGCUUGUCCCCUUUCCAGCGGCAUCCAUUCGUCGUUGCUUGGUGGGGCAGUGAACCCAAAUCAGGGCUGCGAAGCAAUCCUGAUAGCUCCUCGACCAGCACAGGGACGUUUAACGGAGUGCAGGACAUCUAUCUCCUGAUCGAACAGCAGAGGGGCUGGACGUCUUACAUCCAGCGGUACUGUCCAUUGCUUCCAAUGAGACGAGCUUGGCUGGAAGGACCUUAUGGUCCAGUGACCAAAUUCCAUCGCUAUGGCUGUGUCCUGCUAUUCGCUACCGGUUCUGGUCUGUUCGCAGUCCUGCCGAUCAUGAAGAGACUCAUGGAGCUCAUCAGACGUGCCGCCGCUUAUACGCAAUCUAUAAGGCUCGUGUGGUACACCGAUCGACUAUACGACCCCAUGAGUGGUUGGAUGGACGAGCUUCUCCAGGCGGAUGUCGAUAAAUGCAUCCUGCAAGUUUCAAUCCACUCGAAAAUAAACCCUGCCAACCAACGAUCUUCUAAUUUCUGGGGUCAGAGGAUAAGAAGAGCGACUGAUAUCCCAGAUAUCCCGGGUUAUAUCAACGAAACUGUGAAUGACAAGAGGAUUGCAUCCUCCAAGAUCGCUAUAUGUCCGCCUUCCCUGAGCUUCGCCACAACAUUAGAACUGCAACCUUGCACGCCCGUACGUCUAGAGUGA